GAGUUCGACGUGCGGAAGUUGGUGCGCCAUGUGGCUAGUUCUAACGUGAUAUCUUCUUUGCGGAAUUUGUUUUUUUUUUUUAUUUAUUCGAGCUUAAAAAAAAUGUCAGUAAACGCGUCGCAGCUGAACCUGCUGGUUUACCGCCAUUUGAAGGAGAAUGGUUUCCAUUCAGCUGCUGAGGAGCUGCACAGGCUCACCCCUCAGGGGGAGGCAGACACAUCUGUGUCUUUAUCGGACAUCUACAAAUCAUGGUUGAAAACGUCCAAAAAGAAAAAGCAGAAACCAGCCAAAUGUUCCAGUCCAAGAGAAAAAGGAACGACGCCGACUAAAGACAAACUCAUCACAGCGAGGAAGAAAAACAACAAAGCUGUUAAAAAUCCAAGCUCGUCCAAAAAGUCUCCAGGGAAACGGGUUAAAAGUGGAGAAAAGUCUGCAAAGAGUGUCAUCAAGGCAAAGAAACCAAAGCUGGACUCUGCAGGCGAGGUUGCAGCUGCUGGUGGGGGGGAUUCGGACUCUGACAGCAGUCUGGAUGUGGAGAAGUGGAAGAAACUGGUCCUCCAGAUGACGGAGGCUGACUUAGCCAAAAUGGAAUCCAUCGACGCUCUGGGCUCGUCUGCACCCAAGCCCAAGAAAAAAAGAGUCCGAAAGCCACGUGCCAAACCUCUUCCUAAAUCUGCUUCUCCUGUUCAGGAUAAUGAAUCAGCUGGAAUGAAUUUAAAGAACAAGGAGGAGGAUGCAGCACAGACAUGGGAGUUAAAAGAUAUAUUCAAUAUAAGCAGGCCAGAAAAUACACCGCACCUGUCGUCUGGGACUCCACACCAGAAGAAACCCCUCAGCAAAGCAACGCACAGAGCAGCUACACCCACAGUGUCACCUAAAAAACAGCCACAAACUGAAAACACCAUCAUCCCUUUACCUCCCAGUGAGGUAACAACAGAUGAAAUAGCAUCUGAACCCACGCCGAAGAAGAAAGGAAAUAAAACGCAUAAAGAUAACACGGACAGGAACGCACCAGAGACGGAUAUAAAAGUUAUAAAGGAAAAAGCUGUUAAGAAAACAAAAAGUGCAAAAGCAGCAACUGAAGACGACGUGAUGGAAAAAACAACAACUAUUGCUCAGGACAUUUCUGAGUCAGCGGUACAAGAAAAGAAGGUAAAAAAGAAGAAGAGAGAGAAAGAAAACGCGACACGUGAUGACAACACGGAGACUGAAGCACCAGAGACUGGUGGACAAGUCCUCGAGGAAAUGACUGGACACAAAGUGCAAAAGAUUGUGCAGAAAACAAAAGGUGCAACAACAGAAGCUGAAGAAGACGUGACGGAGUCAGCGGUACAAGAAAAGAAGAUAAAAAAGAAGAAGAGAAGUGAGGGAAAUUCAGCUGAUACAGCUGAAGAAACAAAGAAAAAGAAAAGGAGGAUCGAUGGCAAGAACAACUCCGAACUGAAUUGUUCUGAGGAAUUAAAUACAGAGCAGACUGUAACAAAUACAGUAGGUAAUGAGGAAAGAUUGGAGGAAAAGGUAAAACGAAAGAAAGUGAAAAGAAAAACAGAAAUGGCCAUUUGUGAGGAACAUUUAGAGCAGGAAGCUGUAGAAGUCCAAACGAAUGCAGAGCGCAGUGUUGAAGAUGGUGAAAAUCCAGAGCGUACUGUUAAGAAAAAGAAAGCAAAGAAAAAGUCUGUUGACGAUGAGGAAAAUCCUGAGGAAGAAGCUCGAGAAAUUAAAACAAAACAGAAGAACCCUGACGAAGACAUUUCAGAGCAGACUGUUGAAGAAACAAAGAAAGCUGGUCAUAAGAAGGUGAGAAGUAAAGACAACAUAUCUACUCCACAGACAGCAAACUGUAAGAAACCAGAAGAUCUGGAGCAUUUAUCUGAUACAGAUUUGAUGGAACUACAGAGCCAGGAGACAAGUCCUCACAAAAAGAAGAAGAAAAAGAAAAGCAAACUAACAUCAGACGAGGUCCCAGAUGAAGCUGCUGUUUUUGCUCAGGAUGUGACAACGACACAAACCACACCGGCUGACUCCCACAGAAAGAAAAGGAAAUCCACACACACAGAGUCCUGAGGAAAACUGACGGUUCGUCCAUGCAGGAACCAAGAAUGAAGCCACACAAUAAUUCUAUUUUCUUAAAGUGCUGUAUUCCUGAAACAGACUAUUUUAUUUUGGUAUGACUUUUCUUACUUUAAAAGAUUAGUAUCAAAAGUAAAUGCUCUUUAAUCACUUUGUCUGACGUAGGAAUUUAACCCGAGACCUUAAAACGUGUUCUCUAAAUUUAUAUUUUACAUUUUUAAUGAUGACCUAAGUGCGAUAAUCAAGAGAAGCAUGUUUUUGUUUGUGCUCACAGAACUUUUGAUGUUUAUUACUGCCCCGUGUGUUUCCUACUUCACACUUCAACAAAUUAUGUGAA
Messenger RNA from Nematolebias whitei (Rio pearlfish), 2407 nucleotides. RefSeq names its product nucleolar and coiled-body phosphoprotein 1. NCBI's taxonomy places the organism in Eukaryota, Metazoa, Chordata, Actinopteri, Cyprinodontiformes, Rivulidae. Gene Ontology annotation, molecular function: protein binding. The coding region runs from base 103 to 2064 and encodes 653 amino acids. The transcript is spliced from 8 exons. The record is from RefSeq and is a predicted model, not a curated record.